AUGUCACAAAACCCAUUCGAAUCACUCACAUUUGGUAACUCGCUUUCUCUUCGCGUGGAUGGUGCCAUUGGUACUAUGUCCCUCUCGCCAAAUGGCAGAGACGCUGUUUUGGCGGGGAGAAAGGGUUUGUUCAUCAUCGAUUUAGAUGAUCCAUUCACGACUCCAAGAUGGCUACAUCAUAUCACCUCUUGGGAAGUCGCCGAUGUUCAGUGGUCUCCUCAUCACUUUGUUAAACCAUCAUGGUGCAUAUCAACCUCAAAUCAGAAAGCCCUCUUGUGGGACUUGGCAAGACCUUCGAACAACGCCAUAGCGCAUGUUUUACACCGUCACACAAGAGCGAUAGCAGACAUAAAUUUCCACCCUAUGGAUCCAGAAGUUUUGGCAACAUGCUCAAUAGAUACAUUCGUUUAUAGCUGGGAUAUGAGAAGUCCACGACGUCCUAUUGGCAAAUGGGCGGAGUGGCGUGCUGGUGCCACACAAGUGAAAUGGAGUCAUAAUGAUCCCCAUCAAUUGGUAUCCAGUCAUGACCACAGCUUUUUCUUAUGGGAUACUAGAAAAGGUGCGGUCCCAGUUCUUAGGGCCGAAAAUGCCCACUCCGGAAAAAUAAACGGACUUGAUUUCAGCAGUGCCGACAAUAAGCUUAUGACAUGCUCUAAUGAUGAGAGCAUAAAAGUGUGGGAUCUCCUGAACUCCAGUACAGACACGAUCAAGCCAUCCGUUAUAAUGCAAACCGAGUACCCUGUUGCGAGGGCUAGGUCCUUACCAUUUGGUAAAGACGGUUGUUGUGGCAUCAUGCCUCUCAGAGGAGGCGGAAAUGCAAUUCAUAUUAUCAACUAUCAAGGCGCAUUGAACGAGAAUGCAGCAACGGGGGAAACAGUUCAAAUGGAUGUAAUACCCGAUUACUCUUUUCGUGGCCAUCAAGGGCCAGUAAAGGACUUUCUUUGGAGAACCCUUCGUUCUAGUUAUGCUGGCUUUGAGUCUAACCAGUGCUAUGAGAAAUUUCAAAUGGUAAGCUGGUCUUCGUAUGAUUUUGAUUUGAAGCUUUGGCCCGAUGACUCUGAGAUGUAUAACAUUGCGAAUUAUAAUCCACUGCACCAAAAGCUUUUUAAUUCAUUAGUCAGAAGCACCGGCGGCUCUGACUCCGAGGAUGGUAUUGCAGGCAAUUCUCCAACCUAUUCACCCAAUUUAGAGUUGAGUGAGGAGGUAUCUCUUAAAAAGUCAGAUACAUACCGUUACAAUACUUAUUGCGUUGAACCACUCCUAUCAAUGAAGGACUACUACAGAGAAUAUAACGGCGACAGCUUAUCUUCCAUGGCAUACUUCAAAAUCAUGCAAUCACAAGAAAAUGCUGAUAGAAGUACUCAGCUCAAUCAUCUUGAUUGGAUCUCUGGAGUUCGUAUGGGUGACACAAGAUCGAAUGGUCCUGACCAGCACGGGCCGCCCAUUCUUGAGAGCUUGCUGGGUCCCAGAAAUCUUGGAGAGGAGGUGAGUAUAGUAGGCCACAAGUUCCCUAAGCUCCGCUUCGAGAAAAUCUCGGUCUCUACGGGGCACCUUGUAAUGACCCUCAAAGGCCCACUUCCGAAAAUUGAACGAACCCCCACUGAAGAGAUUAGCGCUAGAGAUGCGAGUGAUUCGACAACCACGAUGAUAGAGGACAAGCUGGGCCAACCUUCUUUAUCCAAGGCACCUGCGCGUAAUAGUAGCCCUUUGCAACAAGGGAGCAGCAAACCAGCAAUUGUUAACAAAUCGAAUUCAACCAACAGAGCAGCGGGCUCCAAUUUACCGGCAAAAGAAUCCGUCGUGCUGCAGCCGCAGAAAUCGAUCCUAGGAACUCACGACAGCAUAGAUGAAUUAUGGAGAACCGACCAGGAACAAGGCUUGGCAUUCAUACGCCUUGAGGUAAAAUUUCCCAAGAGCUAUCCCCAUAUUGAAGACGUGGCGUUGAAGAAGCUGUCAUUGGGAGACAAUCUUAUUGAAGUUGGAGAUGAAAACUGGGCGGACGAUCUUGUGGACCUCCAUAACGCAGCAGGGAGUUCAAAUAUCACUACUACAUUCGCUUAUGAAGGUAAAAAGGGAGACGAAGGCAAAUAUGAAGAGGACGACGAAAAAGAUGAAGAAGAAAUUGAAGGAAGAAAAGAACAUGAAGAAGAAGACGAAGAUGAAGAGGAAGACAUAGACUUGAUACCAAUGGUGGGUGAUCAUCCACUUCCUCAGCUGACUUCUCACCAAUACGAGGAAUUUAAGAAUCCAGCAGAAGCAGAUCCUUUCAGAGAUAGGAUAAAACAUGAUACAACACCCCUUCCGAAAGGAUGCGGAGCUAUUUGGUCCCAUAAUGGUCAAUUAGUCUGCUUCUUUUUAUCACGCGAGCACGACGAGAAGGUGAAGAGACAGUCUGAUUCUAGGAGUCAAAAGCGGAGGCCGGAAGAUCGAUACUUUAGCGCGGCCAAAGGUGUACAAACAAUGAUGGAGGAUGACCAUCUGUCUUCGCAUUCAAUGAUAGAUGAAGACUCGGAUCACGAUAACUCUCUGGAGGAAGCUGAAUCGCUUUGCUCUUCGCUAUCUUCUGACGCUAGCUUUAAUAACGACUGGGAUGAGCUCAUAGAAAAUGACGUGCCCUCGAAGUCUCGUGUGAGAGGGUUGUUCAGAGAAUCUAUGAGGGUUGGAGGCGAUUUCUUCAGUAAUGAAGACCGCAAAUCAGGAAUCACACGAAGUGCUGGAGGCACAACCUCGAACUACAGAUCCUCAACACACGGGGACUGCUCUGUCAAAGAAAAAAGAACUCCCAAAUCCUCCAAAGGACAGUAUAAUCGUAUCUUGAUCGCUGACUUCUCCCACCUUAUUCCCGAAAAGUACUUCACAGCUGCUAUUAACUCCACUUACGUCGAUCAAAACAUCCAGAGCCAGUGCAUGGAACACGAAAAAGCGAAACGACUUACAGACUUGCGCUCUAUGCUCUAUGAUUGUGAGCAAGCGUGCGCUGGUUUGCACGAGUUGUGA
This is a messenger RNA of Candidozyma pseudohaemuli, 2997 nucleotides long. RefSeq lists its product as uncharacterized. The record is from RefSeq and is a predicted model, not a curated record. Gene Ontology annotation, molecular function: protein binding. The transcript is spliced from 3 exons. The coding region runs from base 1 to 2997 and encodes 998 amino acids. Lineage: Eukaryota; Fungi; Ascomycota; Pichiomycetes; Serinales; Metschnikowiaceae.